GACGACGGAAGUCACCUCGCAAGAUCUGGUGAACGGCCUCGAUGGACCCAGGUACAUUUGCGAGACCGAGGUCAUGGAAGAGGUAAACGUAGCCACCGCGACUUCGGCGGAGUACACGCCUCCAGGGAAUCAUACCAAUAAAAACUCCAACGGGAACAUCAUCACGCUCACCCUGAAGAACAACCAUCUUAUCGUAGAAACCGAAGAACGAGCAGUGACGAUGGAGGAUAAUAAAAAUCGUAGGUACCAAGACAACGGGUGCUCGUUCGUGGUAGAGGUGCAACCUAGCUAUCAGAGCAACGAGGCCGAGGCCAAUAAAGGAGGAUCCUCCGACGACGUAACUGCCGCCGUGACCGAUCAACAAGCUCUCGUUCACAGAGAAGAGAUUCCGGAGGAUCGAUCGCCAGGUUUCGAGAAAGCGAAGCUAUUCGGCAGCACGAACACUGGUCUAUCCCAAUCGGAUCUCUCGAUCUCUAGCCAAGGCUCGGUUAAUCCCAGCUAUCGUUAUGGAAAUCAAGUGGAGUACGAUGCGGGCCAUCUGGGUUAUCCGAUGUACGGUGGUAGUUACGACUCCGAUACCUUGUCCCGGAAACUCGAGGGAGGAUCCAAAUGGGUAGAAUUCGACAAGUCUCCGGAUACCGAGAAGACGUUGCUGAACGUGUCCAAUACGUCGAGCAUCGAGAAGGACACCGAGGAAAGCCCGUCCAUGCAAGCGAAACAGAACAACCUGGACGUUUCGCAGGGGUCCGGAGGAUCGAUGGACCAGCAGGAUUCGACGGAUGCCAGUAUAUCGACGGACACGGUGCGCUCGAACCCCAAUCUCCAGGUGAACGGCGCCACUCCGAACAAGCUGGAAAUCAUGGAACAGAAGGCGCUGAGCAACGAUUUCGGCAAAACGGAAACGAACAAGCCGAUGAUCACCGGGGCGUUGUUGAAAGACGACGUUCAAGAGGACACUUUUCAAGAACAGCAACGGAAACUGGGCAACGGGACCCUAACCCCGGAACACAAAGAAGACAGGCCAAAGGACCAGAAACCGGAAGGCAGCACCUUUGUGCCGAGUCACAAGCGUUCCGGUAGCAUUCCACCGCGAUUGAUCGAGGAGACCCUCGAGCUGGAUCGAAAGAAGUCGUUGGAUAUCUACAGUCAAAUUAAAACCAGCACUAAAAGCAUCCUCCCGGGAUUGAGCACAAAGUUCGAGCUGCUUCAGAACGAAGUGAGUCCCAUCGAGGAGAAGGAGAGUUAAUGGGGACGACUCGUUUAUCCUUCGUGAUUCGUCUCGGGUCAGAUUGCGACGUCGAACGAUCGUAUUCGGCGGGCAGAGACGUUUUUGCGUGGAUUUCGGAUAGACACGGUCCACUGUCGCGGUGAUUUUGCUACGAAAACUCGAAAGUUCAAAGAUGGAACGUCCCUCCUUCGAAUAUUCAUUCGGGAGCCAAAUCAAAACAAAAACGACCACCGGUUUUCAUGUUCGCCACUAACGGUUUUUAUUUCACCAGAAACUCCAAACUCAUUGUAGAUAUCUCAUCGACGCUAACGACCGACUCCAUCUUCCUGAAGCGUUCCCUGAAACUCCCGGAAAUUUCAAAGCUUUCCCAGGAACUUUGGCGAUACCAGAAACACAGUUCCAUCCUGCGUUAAUCAUAGCGGUCUCGCUCGAAGAACUCGGAACAGGACUGCCGACGAAAAAGAGAUCGUUCGAGUUUACGCGCGAUAAAAUCAUCGAGGGAGAAAAUCACGGCGGAUCGAUGCGAGUGGCAGAAGCUUCUAUCGACCAAAGAUAAUGCUCGUAUUCGGAGGAAAUCGUGUUACAUAGUUGGCUACCGACGAAGGACGCAUAAUGCACGGAAUUGACUAUGUAUCCUAAUGAUUUACCAUACUCUCGACCCUUAAGAUCCCUUGCUUGCCUCUUCCUUCUCCUACGCGAGUCUCCUUCGGUAUCCGUUCUUCCCGGUCCUUCUCGUUCCACCGCUAAAUUUGCCGGAGCGAGGAUCUACGAAUUACGAACCGCGCAGAACAAUCGCCGGCUAACGAACUCGACGCGGUGCCGCUAUGCGUCGAGCAACCGUAACCGCACCAACAGAACACCGCAAUUGUUUGUGACGAGCACUCGAAUCGAGCGUUGCCUGGAAUUAUUUGUCGAGAGGGCCUGUGAUCGUGGACGCGUUCAAAAUUCAAGGAAUUAAUAGCCGAACAAUGGGAGAAAAUCCCUUCGGAAUACGACCGAACUGUAUUUUGCUCGAACACGUUGAAUUAACCGUACCGAUACGAUUUUUCUAUUCUUACGCCGUUCCUCCUGAGAAACUCGAAAACAUUUUUGAAAAGCCGUCCAGAUCGUAAAACACACGAGUACGCAUUUGGAGACUAAACUGGCAAAGUUUGUUCCGCAGAGAGAGAAAUAUAGAACGCGCAUUGUUUUCCUUCUUCCCACUUUUCCGCCGUCUCCUUCCCCGAUCGCGCUGGGUUUUCUCCUCGCCGGGAGUUACGCGAAGGAAAAUUCGCCGCGUCCACGUAGCUUUCGAGGCUGAUAUCGUUCGCGUUUCGCAGAACGUUUUGCGAGUAACACGCGUUUAAAGGGACCGAUCGACAGAGUCUUCGAGCGGAUUCGUAAUCUUUUAUAAGCGUGCGCGUACGUUGAAAGGAGCCGUGUCGCGACACGAGUAUACGUACGUCGAAUUUUGUAAAUGGUUCUAGGAAUCGUAGCAACAGGUUCCAUACGACUAAUGGCAGUUUUACUAAACGACGAACCAGAUUUACUAAGAAUUUUCUAUUGUCCGAACACGUAGGUACGAGAUAGAUAAUUAAGCGUCAUAAUUGGAACGCUAUUAAGUGUCCAGAUCGGUAGAACGUAAGAUUUCGAGCGCGAAUCAUCGAAUUCGCGCGACACCCAACGGCAUUUUGUCGACGAUUUCGCCAGACAGAUCCGUGAAACAUCGACAGAACGCUUUUGGCCUCUUUCGGCUCGAUCCAAGAUUUCGAGAUCAAUCGGAACCACCAAACGAUUCUAGGUAUUUACGGUAUCGAGUAAAGGAUACGUUAAGCACGAGGUUCGCGACUCGAAGAAGUCGAACAACAGAGGCUUAAAGUUUAACGUUAACGUGGAUUCUAGUGCCAAAAUAGUUCCUUAAGGUUUCUCGAGAGCAACUCGACGAACGUAUUGCCGAACAACUAUUACUCGACGAUCUUACACGUAUUACGUGUACGUUUCGUGCCAGAUGCUGCGUUAUCAAUAUUUCAGAUUUUAUACGCUUCCGUUGAAUAGUGCGAACGUUUGUUGUUGAUAUGGUGCUAUCGCGUAUGAAUCCGCGAGACGAGGAGCUGUUUUUAGCUUCCACGUUCUCGUUUCUUCGUUCGUCGCGCCUCAUUUGGCUCUCACGCGCCAACAAAUUCACUGAGAAUCAACGUCCUCCCGAUUGUACUUUAGAGACGAGUCUUUGGGUUGUUGCGGGCAAUGCUGUAUCAUCUUUCCGACCGAAAACCUUCGUGAAACUUCAUGAAAAAUUCCUCUUAUCAAGUCUUAUAACUGGGAACAACACGACAGACUUUUUACGCAUCACGAUAGUCGAGGUUCAAAAUCAUCCAUUUUAAUAGCUGUUCGUUAGAACGGUGUCGCUCGUAAGCAACCGAGACUCUUAAAAGUACCGAGAUACAAUUCCGCAUUUCGUGUACAGCUAUUGUCGAUCCGACUACAGCGAUCACACGUACACACACACACACACACUCAUCGAAAAAUAUUCACCGUCUAUGUAAGAUAGAUUAUAGCGCAUCUAGAGACUAAGUACAUCCUGUACGUAAGAAUCUUUUAGCCGUAAUCUCGAUCCCUUAAAAAAACGAGAAAAGAAAAGAACAGACUCGAUUCAUUUACCGACUCGCGCGUAUCUCUCCUCGACGCUCGAGUAUCUCCUCCCGCUUUUACAUUGCUAACGAGUAAAAUCUAGUUUUCAGGUUUAGCGAUUCUCGUGUGGCUGUUACUAGGUGGUAUUAGAGGUCUAACUGUGGACAGGUAUAAAUUUUCUAUACGACCUGAACGUCUCGCGUAUUUCUAGAAAUAUUCUGAGAAAAGUAGCUGGUCGGGUAGCUGUCGAUCGAUCGACGACUAUUUAGGUCGUCUUCGAGUCGAUCUCGAGCACCCUGGAACACACGGCUCGCGUAACGUGUAACGCGUUACGAGUAGCACCCUUUUCGUCGCGGAGAUGCUCGAGAUCGGCGCGAGGCCGAGUCACGCUUUGUAAGGGAAAAAAAGCAUUCAACUUUCUUUCACGUAAACGCUCUGAUAUUCUAUCGCAUCGCGCAUCGCCAACUCGUAAGGACACUUUAGAGAUAAUUACUCGUAGAGACUCGUCGAAGUAAGACUCGAUUAACGAUUAAGCGAGACGCGGAUCUCCGUGAUCCCGGUACACAACCGUUCCAUAUGAUCAAUUAAAAAGAAAUCGAAUCGUAGUAAUUUAAGCGAACGACGGACAGAGAGCAGCGUCGGUUAAACUUGGGCUUGAACGAUAUCGCGCUUUCGAUCACGGAUUACGUUUUCACUCGUUCGGCUAAGUUUCUGCACGGCCCUCCCUUCAGUUUGUCCUCUCGCUCUCUCCUGUCACCAGGCGGGAGAUCGGAGCGGGUCGAAACGAAUCAAAGUCCGAAAGUAUCUUUGUCCAUCGUGCUGCAUAGUUGUACGCUGGAGUCGACACGUGCAAGUCGUUCUAGAACGAACGUGUAGACAUUCAUUUUCGCUAAAGUACCAUGUUGUAUAUGUCAAUUUAUUUUGCAAAAUAAACCAUUGGACACGAUCUCUGAGUCGUCUCGAGUUUACGUAAUUAAUCUCGAUUACCCGCUUUCGUCGUCGAACCGGAAUACUCUCUCGAUUAUUCGUUGGCGGUACGGUUAGCUACGGAAGAUAAGGUCGCGUCGGUAAAGCGAUUCGAUAACGUCGCAGAGGGUGCACACCCCCGAUAGCGCGAGACCAUCGAUCGAACCGGUAGAUUCGCGUCAACGGGGUUGAACCGCGACAUUCACCCUCGAUAUCGCACGCCAUCUGGAAACGAGGAGCAGAGGAUCGAUGACGUACGACUCGACUGAUAAAACGUCGCAGGGGGUGAAACACGGAGGGAUCGAAACUGGCGACGCCAACGGCGAAUCCGGAGACACGCGAAAUAUCACCGAAUUAUACAUGCGCGUUUUUAAUUCGGUAAUCAAUAGUAAAAACCGCUAAUACGUCCCCAC
Megachile rotundata (alfalfa leafcutting bee) is the source of this 5214-nucleotide messenger RNA. RefSeq lists its product as uncharacterized. Lineage: Eukaryota; Metazoa; Arthropoda; Insecta; Hymenoptera; Megachilidae. The record is from RefSeq and is a predicted model, not a curated record.